UUAGGCAGUUUACUGCUGUAAGAGAUGUUUUCCCCUCCACAGACAGGUGGGAGCGCGCGACUGACUCCCUGGCCAGAUUUGUCAAUUUAGUUUGGCGUUACUUCGAGUGUGAUGUGGAAGUGGAGAAUGGUGCUAUAUCUGUUGUGGUGACAGUCCAAGUGUACUCUGUAGUGCUCUGUAGCAGUGCCCCAAGGUGUGACCCCUUCCCAACAUACUACAAAAAGAGAUGUCAGAGUACGGGCGGGUGGUGAAGGGGUGUGGGGAGAAACGUGAACUGUGGGAGGACCCGGAGUUCCCUGCCUCUCAAACCUCUGUCUUCUACCACCAGACGCCGCCCUUCACCUUUCACUGGCGACGACCUAAGGAGCUGGUCCAGAACCCGGUGUUCAUCCGUGAGGACGCGUCUCAGUUCGACAUUGUCAACGGCAAGUUAGGUGACAGAUGGUUCGUGUCCUGCCUGGGCUGCCUCCAUUUGACCAAGGGAUUGUUCUACCGAGUCGUGCCCGCAGACCAGGAUUUCGACACAGAAUCAGGUUACUGUGGGGUCUUCAGGUUCCGCGUGUGGUGGUGCGGAGAGUGGAAAGAGGUGCUAGUGGAUGACCGCCUUCCUACCGUCAAUGGAAAAUUGGUUUUCAUCCACUCGCAGUCAACCAGCCAGUUUUGGCCAGCUCUUCUGGAAAAGGCUUAUGCAAAGAUCCAUGGCUCAUAUGAAGCUCUGAAGUAUGGAACAUCCCUUGAUGGUCUGUCAGAUUUUACUGGUGGGAUCGCAGAGUCGGUGAGCCUGCGAGCAGACCCAACCACGUGUGGCCGCCUCCUAGCGAAAUUGCUUGACCUGACCUCCAUAGUUACGGCUGUUGUGACGGCUCACACACACACAAAAAUGCACUCGGAAAAACUUGCCAGCGGCAUUGUUAUGGGUAUCAACUACAGAAUCUACACCAUUGAGAAGGUGGAGCGCUACAGUGGGGAGCAAGUGACGCUGGUGAGGUUAAGGACUCCUCUUGGAACAAAUGUCGAAUACCUUGGGGCCUGGGGCAGAACGGCACCAGAGUGGGAUGAGGUCCCACCUCAUGAGAAGGAGAGACUUAACCUAAAAUACAUGCCUGAUGGAGAGUUUUGGAUGGCGUACAGUGAUUUUGUACGGACAUUUUCACAACUUGAGGUAAUCCACUUAGAUGGGGAAACAUCUAGGGAUGAGCCUUCCCUCAGGCACAAAACUCCCUGGACGUCUCGAGUAUAUCAGGGGGCAUGGCAGAGAGGUGUUACAGCAGGCGGCUGCAGGAACAACCCAGAUACCUUCCACAUCAAUCCACAGCUGCAUCUAAUCCUGAGUGACAUGGAGGAGGUGGUUAUCUCCCUUAACCAACACUCGGUCAUGGAACCUAAGGUCAUUGGAUUCACAGCCUAUCCCCUCUCCAAGAACGGCCUCGACUCCAUCAGUAAAGCUUUUUUCAAAAAGAAUAAAUCUCUCGUCAACUCACAGUACACAAACAGUAGACAAGUGAGUGAGAGGAUACAGUUGGAACAAGGGGGAUACAUCAUGCUUCCCACCACCUUUGAGCCGGGUCAGGAAUCAUCCUUCACGUUGAGAGUCUUCUCUUCAAAACCUCUGAAACUAAAGUUGGUGGACACAUCACCAUCAUUGGUGAAACCUGCUCUCCUGAAGGCCCGGGGCUCUGUGGAUGGCAAGAGCCUGCAGCAGUAUGAAGCUGUUUUCUUGCAGGUUGCUGAUGAACAUCGCACUGUCAAUGCCUUUGAACUCCAUGAGCUACUUGAGGCUUGUCUACCCAAUGAUUACAUCAAAAGUUGUGCUAGCCUGGACAUCUGUCGACAAGUGAUUCUCGCCCUGGAUAGUUCCUCCACAGGUCGCCUAAGGUUCUCUGAUUUUAAGGACCUGAUGGUCAGUCUUAAAUUCUGGCAGAACUCCUUCAAGACCCACACAAAAGAGAGAACUGGCAUCCUCAAGGCAGAGAGACUGAGAGAUGCACUAGAAGAUGUUGGGUUCCAACUGAGUACAGAAGUGGUGUCGAUACUGGUGCUGCGCUACAUGAGAAAAGAUGGCACUCUGAGGUUCGGGGACUUUGUUAGUGCUAUCCUCCAUCUCUCAGUGGCAUUCAAUAUUUUUGAGAAACGAGAUCCCCUUCAGAAUGGUGCAGUUAAGUUUUCUAUGGGUGAGUGGUUGAAGAGUGCAUUGAUGUGUUGAUCACACACACACACAAGAAUAUCCCCCACUAUCAACAACUUGAACCAAGAUUGUACCUGUUUGCUCUGUAAUUUUCUCUGAAAGCUGUUACGUUCUAGACCAGGAAUGUGCAUUCAGCCUUUUCAGCUGAAGUCAAGAUAAAUAACUGUAUUGAUAUGUACCAGGGGCCAGUAGUAGUGCAGCAUGUGAUGAAAUAUACUUCAUGCAGUAUUGUGUAACAUACAAACACAUUAGUGGUACUGUAUAUAGUGUGCUACAGAACAAACACUAGAAAAUGAACUAGCAGCUGGAUUUGGCCCACAGGCCAUAGGUUGCACAUCAGAGUUCUUGGCUAUACAGUAUCAAGUAUUCUAAACCUUGGUGUGAAGUAGCUUUAAUGAUGUAUUGUAUUAUUAUACCUGUGUAAUUUUACAUAUUAGGGAGAGAGAAAGAAUUAACAGAGUUUUCCAAAAAGGGAAGAUAUGGAAUCCCUGAAGUGUUUCAUAGUGUCAAAGUGAAAGAUAUCAUCACAUGUGGAUAUUUUAUGACUAAUUUUGUAUAUUAAUUGACCAUUCAGUUUGUGUGCUUGAGUGAGUCUCUUGGAAUUAUGUGGCUGUAUUACUUGAUUACUGUAUUUUGAUAAAUUGUAAAUUUGCAUAAAAUUACUACUUUUCUUUGGUUGAGUGAUACAGUUGGCUCCAGGUGUUGCAUGAGCCAAGUUGAACUCAUCAUCCCUGUCACCUCACUCUCCAGUCAGGGUAAUUUGGAUGAGCACUUCCAAUACUUCAUUGAUACUCUUUUGAUAUAUAUAGUACAGUAGUACACAUUGCUCAUUUUGUUUUUAUAUAUGACAUAGAUUGUUAGUUGUGUAUGAUAGAUAAUAUGUUUAACACAAUUCUUAUGAUCAUAAGUAAACCAAUAAGAGUCUCAGUCCUCACAAUUGAAAAAUAUUUCCAUAGACUCUCAGUACUGCUUAUGUGAUUUUGUGCUCAUAAUUUUUUGGUUCUUGUGACAGCAAACUUUCUUAACACAGGUUUUAUUCUGGAGCCAAAAUUUUGGCCAAGUGACAAUACCCCAGCAGAGAAGGUUUAGCUUGGUCCAGAACCUUAAAAUGACAGUAACUAUAUUAUUUCCAAGCUAACCUGGCCCGUAAGACAUGCCCCUCUUCUAUAAAAAUAGCUGAUUGGUUCAAAGAAAAUAUUUGUGUGGCUGUCCAUUUAUUCAAACUAAAUAUGUUCACAAUUGGU
Molecule: messenger RNA, 3429 nt
Organism: Homarus americanus (American lobster)
Lineage: Eukaryota; Metazoa; Arthropoda; Malacostraca; Decapoda; Nephropidae
Gene: CalpC
Product: calpain-C-like
Exons: 17
Coding region: 227-2203 (658 amino acids)
Biological process (GO): proteolysis
Cellular component (GO): cytoplasm
Molecular function (GO): calcium-dependent cysteine-type endopeptidase activity; calcium ion binding
Source: RefSeq, a predicted model, not a curated record